Eriocheir sinensis (Chinese mitten crab) is the source of this 1534-nucleotide messenger RNA. It is a transcript of the gene ND-19, whose product is annotated as NADH dehydrogenase [ubiquinone] 1 alpha subcomplex subunit 8-like. The transcript is spliced from 4 exons. Lineage: Eukaryota; Metazoa; Arthropoda; Malacostraca; Decapoda; Varunidae. Gene Ontology annotation, biological process: mitochondrial electron transport, NADH to ubiquinone. The record is from RefSeq and is a predicted model, not a curated record. The coding region runs from base 90 to 614 and encodes 174 amino acids.
CCGCCCGGCGCCGAGAUCGCCGGGUCGCCGAAACCUGCAUCCCGCUGUGCCUGGCCGCCGGAGCCCGAGGAAGACAAGACGCCGCCAGGAUGAUCACCAAGGACUUCACGCUGCCCACCGAGGAGGAGCUCACGGUGCAGGAGAUCAACAUCAGCACGCCGUCCCUGCGCGCCGCCGCCUUCCACCUCGGCAAGACCUGCGAGGCACAGAACAAUGAGUACAUGCUGUGCCGCAAGGAGGAGAAUGACCCCCGCAAGUGUCUGGCGGAGGGCAAGGAGGUGACGGCGUGCUCCCUCAACUUCUUCCGCAAGCUGAAGAAGGCGUGUCUGGAGGAGUUUUCUCAGUACGCCAACUGCCUCGACAAGUCAUCUCGGGACAUGGAGUACCGACUCUGCCGCAACACUCAGGCCAUCUACGACAAGUGCGUGCUGGACAACAUUGGGGUGGAGCGGCCAGACUUUGGCUACUUCUGCGAGCCUAAGAUUGUGGACAGCAAGAGGCCCAAGCCGCCCGCACCUGACCCCAUCGAGUUCCCCGACACUCCCUUGCCCCUUCCCGACGAGCCGGUCAGGGGUGAGGCCAGGUACGGCACUCGCAGGCACUGGUUCCAAUAAGCUGCCACACCGUCAUGUCAUGGUUCCUGGGUUAGAUUUUUUUUCUUUUAAUUUUCUCUCUGUAAAUCCAGGAGAGGCGUUUUACGGGGAACUGUUGCCGCGAUACCCUGCUUCGGUUAAUAUCUGUCUCUUUAGUGCAGUAACUUCACUCCAAACUGUCAUGGGAUAGGUCAGCUAAGUAUUGCCAUCAUAAGCAGAAAUCAGGAAGAGUGUAAGGGCAGUAAUCUCAGACACUCCCAGCGCUCACAUCAACAAUUUGCCAAGUUCGAAAAGGAGAGUCAGGUUUUAAUGAGUGUUUUCCUACGUUCAUGGUACGGAAAAUAGUAAGGGUGGAAUUCAUAGAUGGUCCCAGCGCUCACAUCAACAAUUUGCCAAGUUUGAAAAGGAGAUCAAUCAGAUUCUAAUGAGCGGCUUUUCCGAUACCCUACGCCCCUGUCCACCCAGCCGUGAAUGGGUACCAGGUAUUAAUCGGGGGUUGUGUCCCGUCUCCUGGGAUCUGUUCCCUUCUAUAAUUCCUUCCCUUCCUGUCUCUCUCCGGCAUAUGACCACAGAUGUUGCACCGACUAAACUAAACUUUCCAACUUUCCUUGUUCUAAUGAGUGUUCUAGGUUCAUGGUAGAGAAAAAGGUGAGGAUGGUAUACUCAAAUGGUCCUGCCUCUCCGUGGGCUUUGGAAACACUUGAUGUGAGAGUUGGAAGCAUCUGACAGAGUGAGAUUAAAUUCUGCUGUAAGGGGAUGGAGCUGAGGGCGAGGAAGGCCUAAAACAGCACAUCCCACUUCAUAAUCCAUCCUCAAGCUUGGGUGUAAAUAAAGAGCUGCAGUGAAGUGUUGUCUGAGUAGAUAUUUAAUUGUGUACAUAGUUAUACGGAAUACCCUUUAAUAUAUCAGGUCCUUUUGACUUAAAUAAAUACGAAAUGAGG